Eimeria maxima is the source of this 2184-nucleotide messenger RNA. Its product is annotated as ATP-binding cassette, putative. NCBI's taxonomy places the organism in Eukaryota, Apicomplexa, Conoidasida, Eucoccidiorida, Eimeriidae. Gene Ontology annotation, cellular component: membrane. The record is from RefSeq and is a predicted model, not a curated record. Bases 1 to 2184 code for a protein of 727 amino acids. The transcript has 11 exons. Gene Ontology annotation, biological process: transmembrane transport. Gene Ontology annotation, molecular function: ATP hydrolysis activity; ATP binding; ABC-type oligopeptide transporter activity.
AUGAACAAAUCACCCUUACGCGAGUCCGUACAGAGGCUCCGAAGAAGAAAUGCAGGAGACGGAUCCCCUAGGGUCCAUGGGACCCCCCAAGGGGGUCCAGAGUGCCCCACAGGUAGGGGCCCCCGCGUGGCUUUCUUGGAACUUCUACGGCUGCUUAAGGAAGACAAACUCCGAGUUACAGGGGUAAUCCUUGCGUUGCUGCUGAGCAGCGGGACGCAGCUGUUGUUGCCUCUCGCCGUGGGCAAGUUAGUCGAUGCAGCUGCACAGAGCCCCUUAGAGCAGCAGCAGCAUCAAUCUGCGCAGCAGGCGCAGUUGGGGCGGGGUGACUGGCUGCGGGGGCAAGAAGGCCCGACAAGCAGUUCUUGCUGCUCUGCAGAGGCAGAAAAUGUGAUGCCGGCUGUAAAAGGAGCAGCAAGACCAGAAGCAACUACGAUUCCUGGACCGGAAAGAGCAGCAGCAAUAUCAACAGAAGCAGCGGGAGAACACAGCAUCUGGGGGCGUCUAGUAGGAGCAAUAGAAGAAAGAGUGCAGACACCUGGGGCCCGUUUGGAUCGAGCGGGUGGCCUGCCGCCUACGGGGGAGUUUGUUCAGGCGGCUGCUCUACCAGACGUUACCCAACUCUCAGCAGCAGCAGCUGGGGGCCCUGAUGAAGCACUUAUCUCAAGACGUAGUGACGGCGAGCAGAGUACUGGUCGAUAUCUCCUUUGGUCUCCGUUGCCUCCUUACGUCUGUCGUCGCUGGCUGGGUCCUCCCAUCCCCUUGUUCGGGUCUUCUGUAACUUUGUUCUUGUGUCUUGUCCAUCAUGCACCCUCUCAUGCUGUAUCUCCUCAUGGUGUCGUAUGUUUGCUUCUGAUUCCUGCCAUAUGCCGUUUUGCAUCCUUCGCCUGCCCCAUUAUGAUUUCCUCUCUGUUUCGCCUGCUCCGUGUUGCCCCUUUGCCCGCGAGGCAUGUUGCCCGGCUGCAGCAGCAACACAGCAAGGCGCUGCAGGGGGCCCUCCAGCGCGCCACAGGGGCCCUCAGCUCCAGAGGACAGCUCAGGAGUCUCAAUGGCGAGGCUCUUGAAGCUAAGGCCUUCGGGGAUGCACUGGAGGACGUGUUGGCUGCAGCUCAAAGGACUUCUGUUGCUGUUGGCUGUCGCCACGCCUUCGUCUUUGCUGCUGGGUCGGGUCUGCUGAUUCAUCUUGUAAAUGCUGCAGCAUCUCUUGUUGCUCAGGGGGUCCUAACUGGCGGCCAAGUGAUGUCUCUGGCGUUGUACUCUGCCUUCGUCGGCUCAUCGAUCCAGGGCUGCGCUACGGCUUGGAGUGAUGCUUAUCGUGCUGCUGCUGCCGCCGACGAUAUGCUGCGGCAGCUGCUGCGGCCUCUUCCCCCGCUUCUGGCCUCCCCGCUCGACUACCCUAGCGAGCUACGUCGCUUUCAGGCUGCCCUACGGCAGCAGCAUCAAUUGGCAAAGCAGGAGCAGGACCAGGAGGUGGCAUCGACGUUAACAGCUGCAACGGAUCACAGAUGCCCUGCUGUGGAGUUCAGAGACGUGUGGUUUUCGUAUCCUCUGCGGGAAGGGCAGUGGGCACUUCGCGGUCUCAGCUUUAAAGUACCCCCAGGAGCUGUUGUAGCCGUUACGGGCCCUAGUGGAAGUGGGAAGAGCUCACUCGGUGCUCUUUUGCUCCGCCUUUUUGAACCCCAAAGAGGCGGCAUCUUCUUUGAGGGCCUUCCUAUCCAUGCUUAUGAUGAGCGGUUCAUUCGCGCUCUUGUCAUUCCGGUGCUGCAGGACUCUCUGCUGCUGUCGGGGAUGACUUUGGAGGAUCAGAUACGCUAUGGGUAUAUGGCGCAACAGGAGGCAUUAGGCACAACUCCGGAUGUGCAUUCGCCUGUCUCUGCAUCUUGUGACGCUGCAUGCGUUUCAAAAUUUGCUGCCACCCUUCCUGAGGGACUACAGACGCGGCUCUGUGGGAGCGGAGCUGUCUUGUCAGGGGGACAGAAACAGCGCGUGUGCCUCGCAAUGGCUUUCUGCCGACUGGAGCAUUCCCAAAGAGACAGACAGAAAACAAAACUACCCACAGUGCUGUUUAUGGACGAGGCCACAUCCUCUCUGGAUGCGGACACGGAGAGCCAAGUGCUUAAAAACUUAAAAAGAGUGUGUUCUCUUUCCUCCGCAGUUUCCGGGCCUUCUGCAUUCGCACCCUCAUAA